Messenger RNA from Helianthus annuus (common sunflower), 1838 nucleotides. RefSeq names its product transcription factor bHLH48. Gene Ontology annotation, molecular function: DNA-binding transcription factor activity; protein dimerization activity. The transcript is spliced from 7 exons. Gene Ontology annotation, biological process: regulation of DNA-templated transcription. Gene Ontology annotation, cellular component: nucleus. Lineage: Eukaryota; Viridiplantae; Streptophyta; Magnoliopsida; Asterales; Asteraceae. Bases 517 to 1434 code for a protein of 305 amino acids. The record is from RefSeq and is a predicted model, not a curated record.
UAUAAUAAUUCAUUUUGAACUAACUUGUGGUUGCUUUCCAAUUUCGAGAUAUUUAUUAUUGAUAAACGCGCGCACACACACACACCGAUCCGCCAUUGAAGAACACCCAUCAAUUCUUACCAGAUCCAUAGUUUAAUCUGAUUCAGGACAGAGAAAAAAGGUGCUCCUCUUUUCUCUGCCGCACAAAGUGGAAAGUACCCUUUGGCAGUUCUCUUCUUUCGUCACUUUCCAUCACCUCACCGCCUCUGCUUUUAAUAUCUCCUCACCUUCAAACCUCAACCUACUUUUUCAAUACUAUUUGCUUAGUUAGUAUUGAGCUAGCUACCUCUCCAUUUUUAUAUUCUAAUUCAAGAGUAUUUCGUUAGUGUUGUGUUACUUUUGCUAGUAUUUGGUUUGGUUAGUUAGUAUUGAGCUAGCUAGCUCUUCCACUUUACAUGAACAAACGUGAACAACGAGAGUAUUUUGUUAGUAUUGUGCUGGCUUUUCAUAUAGCUCUUUAAUUUUAUAACUUUAUAUAUGAACAAAGGUGAAGAAUUAGGUAUGGAAACUUUUCAAUUCGGUGAAGAAAUUCAGAGCCUGAUGGCGGUCGUACAACCGCCGGAGGCCGGUAAUUCGUUCACGGCGCUGCUAGAGCUUCCGGCGAACCAGGCGGUGAAGCUUCUGCACUCUCCUGACGAAACCGCGCCGACUAAUCUCCCGUCCUCGGUGUUUCCGUCAGCUGAAAACUCGUUGGAGACGACGACGAGCUCAGUUGUACCGAAUUCGAGCCCUAAUAACAUCAAUUUGGUGAAACAAGAGCCGAUUGAUUCCGAUUCGAUGCAUAAUUCAUCACCGAAUCCGUCAGAUCCGGUUGUAUCGAAAUCAACGAAGCGGAAGGAGCGAGAGACGAAUGUUAAAUCAUCGGCGAAGAAGAUCAAAAGUGUCGCGAAUGAUGACGGCGAGGAGCUUCCGUACGUUCAUGUUCGUGCUCGGAGAGGUCAAGCAACAGAUAGUCAUAGUUUAGCUGAACGAGCAAGAAGAGAGAAGAUCAAUGCUAGAAUGAAGCUCCUUCAAGAGCUGGUCCCUGGUUGUAACAAGAUUUCAGGUACAGCAAUGGUGCUCGAUGAGAUUAUUAAUCAUGUACAAUCCCUACAACGUCAAGUUGAGUUUUUAUCAAUGAGACUAGCUGCAGUGCACCCUAACAUCGAUAUUAACCUCGACAACAUAUUUUCUGCUGAGAGUGGGUCACUUAUGGACUGUAGUUUUCCGGGUAUGGUUUCACCUCAACCGUUGAGCCAUCAGUUAUGGCAACCCGAUGGGUUAACUCCCCAACCACUAUGGGGUGUUGAAGAGACGAACCCGAAUUUUAUCACUCCCGAAAACUCGUUUUUGAGUUACGAUUCUUCUGGCAAUUCAGUUUCAUUGUAUACAAACCAGCUGAAAAUGGAAUUAUGAAGACAUGGAGUUUUAGGUAGUCAGCAUUUUGUAUAUAUGGGAAGAUAGUAAUUGAUAGAAAAUAGUUGUUAAUGCUAUUAAAAUCAUUGAUAAUUAGGUUUUUAGAAACCAAGUUUGAGUGGUCAAAAUUAGUAUCAAUUAUUAUUCAUAUACUUAUUAUAUAUUUAUUAUAUAUGUGUGUGUGUAGAGAUAGAUAUAGUUGGACUCUAGCAAUCAUUUCUGAGGAGUGGCCAGAAUUUGUUCCCUACUUGAUAACAUUAUUAAUUUCUGGUCUUCUCUGAACAAGUUGUUAUUUUAUGAACACCUUUUCUGAAUGCAAAUUAUUCACCACAAUCACACCAUUUUAAGGCCAUUGGGGAUACAUUUUCCGCGGCCCUAGUGUGGGCGUCGUGUUCACAAAACCA